Penicillium verrucosum is the source of this 1701-nucleotide messenger RNA. RefSeq lists its product as uncharacterized. Bases 1 to 1701 code for a protein of 566 amino acids. NCBI's taxonomy places the organism in Eukaryota, Fungi, Ascomycota, Eurotiomycetes, Eurotiales, Aspergillaceae. The transcript has 2 exons. The record is from RefSeq and is a predicted model, not a curated record.
AUGGAGGCUGCAGGCGUUGCCCUAGCAAUUCUCCCACUCGUUAUCAACCAGCUUGAUAACUAUGUCCAGGGUCUUGAAACUAUCAAGAGCUUCGGAGCCAGGCGCUACCGUAGGGAACUGGAAAGCUAUUCAUCAAGCCUUGGAACCCAACAAGCCAUCUUCGUCAAUACAUUGGAGCGGGCUCUUGAUGGAGUGGUCGAAUACGAAGAUGGGUUGGAUGAACUGAGGAACAAUCCUCUCGGGAAUUUGUGGAAAAGAAAGAGUCUGCAAACGAGUCUUCAUGAAAAGCUAGGAAGAGACUUUUACCCUUUCAACCGGAUGAUGAUAGAGGUUGCGACUCUGUUGGAGGAAUUGUCAAGAAAAUUAGGAUUGGACAAGAAUGUUUCAGUGAACCAUCGGGUCGACCAGUCCACUAUCAAGAAAGAGGUCAAGAAGUUCAAAGACAUUUUCUCGAAAAGCAUUUACCUCGAUCUAUUCGCUCGCAUUGACGCAGCCAAUAAAAUCCUGAAUACCUUGGUGGAGCAGUCCGAUUAUCGAAGCACAAGACAGAAACAGAGAAUAUCAAAAAGACCCCUAUUGCGCCAGAAAAGGGCCCAGAAAUCAGCCCGAAGUCUGCAUAAUGCAAUAAUACGGGGCAAGUAUUGGAAAUGUGCUUGUAUGGAUCAACACUCAAUCCAUUUUGUUCUUAGUUAUCCACCAGAGGACAUGAAUGAUGAGUCUAAAGAGUCCUCUCAUGGGCCUCGAUUCCGAAUGAUUUUUCCUUCCAACAGCUCUAUAGAUCUUGGCAAGGGAUGGUGCGAGAUUGAAGCCGAAUCGGAUACUAUUCAAUCGAGCGUGGAUACUUUGACACCCCAGGGUAAUCAAGACAAAGUUGCCUUCGUCAAAAAGAAGGCCAAAGUGCAGUUUGCGUUCGAUGCGUCAUCUGAAGAUAAUUCACCCAUGAUGUCUGAUAUGUCUUCGCUGCCUCCGAUUGUAGACAUCUGCUCGACGCUGUCUACCGUGGGGACCAGCGGCGAGACAAAUGCACCUAUUGGGUUCAUCUCUGAUGCAAGCCACCGCCACAAUAUGUAUUAUGUUCGAAAGCUCGCCGGGAAUCUGAGAUCACAAUCGCUCGCUGAGCUCAUUGCGGCUUCAAGUGAUAUCUUCAAGGCGCCUAUUGGCGGCAGCUUUCUUUUCACAUGGGGCCACCGUCUCCGCGUUGCGGUUAAUCUCGCCUGCAGCGUGCUCCAAUUUCACGGGAGCUGGCUGAAAACUCAGUGGAGAUCACGCGAUAUCAUGUUUACCAAGAAUCCAUCUGGGGAUAUCGAUAAGCCAUACGUCCUUUGGAAUGUCGGCAGUGAAUUGGAUACCUGGAGCCUGUGCAGAGACAAAUCAACAUUCUCGCUCAUUCAAAGUGAGGUUUUGUUUCCUCUGGGCCUUGUCCUGGUCGAACUUUCUUUAUGUCAGACACUAGAGGCACUACGCAUGCCGGAGGAUGACGAUCCGGUGGAGGCAUAUGUGAAUCUAAAGACUGCAACUCGCCUCUUGCAGGUUGUGGAGGAGCAAAGUGGCGCAGAAUAUGAAAAGGUAGCGAGGCGAUGUCUCCUUUGGCCUGGUACAAAAGACUCCACACUGGAAAGCGAGCAGAUGCAAGAUGAGAUAUUUCAACUUAUCAUCUCGCCAUUAGUCGAAAAUCUGAGGAGUUUCGAGGGUAGGGGUUGA